This is a messenger RNA of Callorhinchus milii (elephant shark), 2007 nucleotides long. RefSeq lists its product as uncharacterized. The record is from RefSeq and is a predicted model, not a curated record. The transcript has 5 exons. Bases 561 to 1082 code for a protein of 173 amino acids. NCBI's taxonomy places the organism in Eukaryota, Metazoa, Chordata, Chondrichthyes, Chimaeriformes, Callorhinchidae.
CUUAAUUCACUUUACAGUAUAUUCUGUGAAGAGCUUUGAGACAUCUCAAAGACGUGAAAAGGGCUAUAUCAAAUGCAAGGAUUAUUAUCAUUAUCAAACACAAGGAUUAUUAUUAUUAUUAAUUAGAUUGCAGCUUUAUGAUCACAUGCCCAUGUCCAUUAUUCUAUAAAUAACCCAUAUGAAUUCCUUGAUCUAACUGUAGCUCUGUAACCAUCGCUGGAUAUCCAUUAUCUAUGUAUGAACUACCUGAACCCCUCUGCUUAGUUUUCAGCCUGUAACCCACUCCCCAGGAGGGUGUGAUUCUCUAUCUAAUUAUCAUUACUCUUCCUUUGGUGUGCUGGCGCCGGCUGUGUGUGAUGCUGCAGCAAAACAACGCUCUGAUUGUCAAGACAAAGGGUUUAUUUGCAUUUAUUCCGAAUAUCACAUAAAACAUCAAUGGAUAUAAAUAGAGGCCAGAUAGUAAAGGAGACUGCAGUAUGAAAGGUUACAUAUCACAUUCAAUCCUCCCAAACAUUGUAUUCCUGUUGAGGUUUUAACAGGAAAUCUUUUGUUGCCAAACGAUGGAACUGGAAGAGCACAAGGCAACAACUGCUUGUAUCCAAAAUAAAUUAUCUGCUGGUCAAGUCACAUCCGACCAUUGCAUUCCUCGCUAUGUUUCACAGCUAGAGGUGGGGAUCAAGGGCAGCAAAGACAGCAAUAAUAGAGGAGAACCGGUCAACGUGAAUGUCCAAACCAUUGUCAAAACCCUUGAGUUUCAUUUGCAUUCACAGAACAGUGACUCAAUGCAUCAACCAAUAACUGUCAAUGUCAGAUCUGGUGGGAGAAAACUUGGGGAGAUUCCGAGCACUUCUCAUUCUUCCUUUGACAGCACAAGUCUGAUGAAUCAAAGGCGAGGUCCCCUGAGUCCAAUAUACAGUUCGAGCAGUGACAUUGGAAUGAAAAGUACGGCCAUGGACACAUUUAGAAAUACUCUAAAUCAGCUGCUGAACAAUGGAAGGAAACGUGUUGAAUUUAACCAUCGUGUCCAAAAGCCAAAAGGUCCUCGAGCUCUGCCGGCAUCGUGGCAGAAACCCAGAUCCUGAAUUCCAGAUCAGGGUUACAAUUAAACUGUCCAAGAGCUCUCCAGAUGGCCUGGUGAAGGAAAAUACAGUUAUAUGGGCAAGGUGGAUGCACAGACCAUACAGAUCAGAAGUUACCUGAUCUCAGCAUUGGCGAUAAUAGUGGAUCUAGUGGAGUCCUGUAGCUCAGUGGUUAGAGCACUCGCUUUGCAAGCGAGAGACCCGAGUUCAAUUCCAGGCGGGUGAAACCUUGGGCAAGUUUCCUUACUCCACACGCCAAAUAAUAAUCCUUCCAAAAAACAAAAACAAUAAUAAAUUGGUCAUUUUCAAUCUACGACUGUUUGUGGGACAGUGCUGUGCGCAAUUCGCUGCCGCGUUCGCCCACAAAUAUACAGUCAAUUCACUUUACAGUAUAUUCUGUGAAGUGCUUUGGGACGUCUAGAAGAUGUGAAAAGCGCUGUAUCAAAUGCAAGGAUUAUUAUUAUUGUUAUCUAAACUUAGAAAAAAAUUGUUUCUGUUCUUGUUCUUUUCCCUGCUGGAAGUUUCACAUAUGGGUUGUCACGGAAGAACAGGAUUGGGAUUAUGAUACUCUACCGUGCCCAACAAUUGCCAAUACGCAAGACUCAUGCAUGAACCUGAAUUGGUUCAGUACUGGCUACAGUAAAUAAUAAUUGGAGAAUUUUAUAAAUACUGUAAAUGUUCAUUAUAAAUAUUGUAAAUGUAAAUGUGGGUGGGGUAAGGAAGACCAGAAGAUGUGAAUGUUAGAAUGUUCAUUUUGCCUAACCUAUCUCUGCAUCCUGAUAAAUUACUGUUUUGUUUAAUUCAAUUCACUUUACAGUACAUUCUCUGAAGUGCUUUGAGACUCUAGAAGAUGUGAAAAGCACUAUAUCAAAUGCAAGGAUUAUUAUUAUUAUUUGUUUGCAGUGUUAUAAAUAUAUACUGAAGGAAA